Acomys russatus (golden spiny mouse) is the source of this 1000-nucleotide messenger RNA. It is a transcript of the gene Tmx2, whose product is annotated as thioredoxin related transmembrane protein 2. Gene Ontology annotation, biological process: brain development. Lineage: Eukaryota; Metazoa; Chordata; Mammalia; Rodentia; Muridae. The record is from RefSeq and is a predicted model, not a curated record. Gene Ontology annotation, molecular function: disulfide oxidoreductase activity. The coding region runs from base 56 to 946 and encodes 296 amino acids. The transcript is spliced from 8 exons. Gene Ontology annotation, cellular component: membrane-bounded organelle.
CGGGGACCACGACUCGGGGAGCGGGACGGAGUCUGCGAGAGGGCAGGCAGGGAAGAUGGCAGUCCUCGCACCCCUGAUUGCUCUGGUGUACUCGGUGCCGCGGCUUUCUCGAUGGCUGGCUCGACCGUACUGCCUUCUGUCAGCCCUGCUUUCCGUUGCUUUCCUUCUCGUGAGGAAACUGCCGCCGAUUUGCAGCGGUCUCCCCACGCAGCGCGAAGACGGCAACCCGUGUGACUUUGACUGGAGAGAAGUGGAGAUCCUGAUGUUCCUCAGUGCCAUUGUGAUGAUGAAGAACCGCAGAUCCAUCACUGUGGAGCAACAUGUAGGCAACAUCUUCAUGUUUAGUAAAGUGGCCAACGUAAUUCUUUUCUUCCGCCUGGAUAUUCGAAUGGGCCUGCUGUACCUCACACUCUGCAUAGUGUUCCUGAUGACUUGCAAGCCCCCCCUGUACAUGGGUCCUGAGUACAUCAAGUACUUCAGUGAUAAAACCAUAGAUGAAGAACUGGAGCGAGACAAGAGGGUCACUUGGAUUGUGGAGUUCUUUGCCAAUUGGUCUAAUGAUUGCCAGUCAUUUGCCCCCAUCUAUGCUGACUUGUCCCUCAAGUACAACUGUACAGGGCUCAAUUUUGGGAAGGUAGAUGUUGGACGCUACACUGAUGUCAGCACACGGUACAAAGUCAGCACGUCACCCCUCACCAAACAACUACCUACCCUGAUCUUGUUCCAAGGAGGCAAGGAGGUAAUUCGGCGGCCACAGAUUGACAAGAAGGGACGAGCAGUCUCUUGGACCUUCUCUGAGGAGAAUGUGAUUCGAGAAUUCAACUUGAAUGAGCUGUACCAACGAGCCAAGAAGCUCUCCAGGGGUGGAGACAGCCUGUCAGAGGAGAGCCCCGUGGCCCCUACUCCCACUGCUGUGCCAGAUGGGGAGAAUAAGAAGGACAAAUAGGAUCCUGCAUUGUUUUUGUUUCCUCUCCUGUCAAUUUCAGGUGCCUCUGAGGCC